This is a messenger RNA of Saccoglossus kowalevskii, 1776 nucleotides long. RefSeq names its product potassium voltage-gated channel subfamily KQT member 1-like. Gene Ontology annotation, molecular function: voltage-gated potassium channel activity. The record is from RefSeq and is a predicted model, not a curated record. NCBI's taxonomy places the organism in Eukaryota, Metazoa, Hemichordata, Enteropneusta, Harrimaniidae. Gene Ontology annotation, biological process: potassium ion transmembrane transport. Gene Ontology annotation, cellular component: voltage-gated potassium channel complex; membrane.
AUGGCAGUUUCAGUUAUUAUCAUAGCAAUAGGUACUUCAGGGCAAAUGUUUGCUUUUUCUGCUUUGAGAGGAUUGAGAUUCUUGCAGAUUUUACGACUUGUGAGAGUCGAUAGAAGAGGAGGCACCUGGAAACUAUUAGGCUCAGUUGUAUGGGCCCAUAGACAGGAGUUGAUCACAACAUGGUACAUUGGUUUCUUAAGUCUUAGCGUUUUAUCCUUUCUAGUAUACAAUGCAGAGAUGGAAAAAAAUAAAGAGGAUUUUGAAACUUUUGCUGAUGCAAUGUGGUGGGGAUUGGUCACCUUGACAACUGUAGGCUAUGGUGAUAAGGUCCCUGUGACAUGGGUUGGAAAAUUAGUGGCUGCAGUGUUUGCUAUAGUUGGUAUUUCGUUCUUUGCACUGCCAGCUGGUAUACUAGGUUCAGGCUUUGCCCUUAAGGUUCAACAACAGCAACGUCAAAAACAUUUCUUACGAAGACGCCAUCCAGCAGCUGAGCUCAUACAGGGUAUUCUAGGUUCAGGAUUUGCCCUUAAAGUGCAACAACAACAAAGGCAAAAACAUUUCUUACGAAGACGCCAUCCAGCAGCUCAACUUAUCCAGUGUGUGUGGCGUUGCUAUGCAGCAGAUCCAUGUUCUAUGUCCGUAGCAACAUGGAAACCUCAUUUAAGACCAGUUAACAGCCCUACUACAAAUAGGACGAACCCCAGCCUAAUAUCACGUCUUUCAACAAAAAGAAAAAUUGGAAGUCCAAUGGUUAGAAGGCACAAUCCAUUGAACCAGCAUGAUGCUUUGAAAAAAUCACAUAGCCAUGAUCUAGAUGUAGGGGAUAGUCUGAAUAAAAGUUCACUUAGUCUUCAUGAUGGUAAUGGCCCAUUAUCACGAAAUCAGGAUUCGCUUUAUUCUCCAAAAAACAGAGAUGAUGAUAGCAUUAAAGAAGACGAACCAGUAGUACCAGAGCCGCAGACAACUGAAUGGUUUGUGACACAGAAUAUAGCUGCACUCAAAAGAUUACUUGAUGAUGAUGAAACAAUGGGACUGACCAGACUUACAGAACCUCAUAAAAAUGCUGUACGUGCAAUCAGAAAAAUUAAAUAUUUUGUUGCUCGAAGAAAAUUUAAGGAAGCUUUCCGACCAUAUGAUGUAAAAGACGUUAUAGAGCAAUAUUCAGCAGGAGCAGCUGAAAUGCAGUUUAGGAUGAAAGCGAUACAGGCUAGGCUAGAUGAAAUUCUUGGAAAAACUGAAGGAAAGAAUGGAAUCGAGUUGUAUAAUACAAAGGUUCCUAUGAUCACCAGGGUUAUAAAAGUUGAGAAAAAGGUCAAUAUGAUUGAUCGAAAAUUAGAUAUGUUGAUUGAACUCUACAGAGAAGAAAGGCAAGAAAAAAUGAAAGCGUUACAACAAAAUAAACAUGAACAUGAUGAUCAGAAUGAUAGUGACAAAGACACUAAAGAUCCCCCAUCACGGAUUAGGCGGCAUGGAAGAGCCAGAAAGUUGUCACGGGUAAAAUCAGAGGGGCAUGGGGCACAUGUUGAUACCCAUGAAAAGUCUGAACGCAGAGUUGAAUUCAGAAAACUCUCUGAUUCACAACCGAGUAUUCCAUCGUCUUUAAAUUUAGAUGCACCAGAUGCAACAACUGUUACAGUAUCCACAGCACUUUCACAACCAUCAAUCACUACUACUACUGAAAGUGAACAAGGCCUGCAGCUCGCAAAUGCCAAAGGUGUUGGUAGGGGACAAAAUAUUCCUGAUUAUGACAGUGCAAUAGACGAUACUAGAGUUUAG